Molecule: messenger RNA, 3680 nt
Organism: Eremomyces bilateralis CBS 781.70
Lineage: Eukaryota; Fungi; Ascomycota; Dothideomycetes; Eremomycetales; Eremomycetaceae
Product: ARM repeat-containing protein
Exons: 4
Coding region: 282-3440 (1052 amino acids)
Biological process (GO): mitotic chromosome condensation
Cellular component (GO): condensed chromosome; condensin complex
Source: RefSeq, a predicted model, not a curated record
CCAAUCCAAAACUGCUUCAAGAAGAGAAUGUCAUAAGUACCAAUUAGCAAUACUGGUACGUAUCGCUAGGGCGUGAAUUUCACCAAUGGCGCGGGUUAACGACUUGACGUGAUGGCGGUUCGGUCCCGCCGGAAUCGCUCCGUCGGCAAAUCUUCGGUCUGAGGUUUGUUUACACACAUGCACUACAAUGCUCUUCGAUCAGCGACAGGAAGACCAUUCGAUGAGAUGAACAACCUCUCACUUUGCUACAAGCAUAAACUGUUCCUUUGAUUCUUUCAGACAUGCCUGGCCGCGUAUCGGUGCGGAAUUCCCGCCAAUCGGCGGUUUCAAACCGAACAUCGACCCAAGUACCCAGGUCCCGCGCCCCCUCCGCAAGAACCUCUGCGCUUGCGACCGAUAUCCCAGAUGAAGGCGCCUCGACCGAUCUACGAGUACACAUUUGCAGUAUCUUCUCCGAUGCGCAAAAGGGCACUGCGACCCAGAGAAAACUGGCCGUCAAUCUGAGAAAGGUGCAGGAAGUUUGCUGUUACGAGGAUGCCAGCUCGAAGCGGCACGGAGAUCUGGAGGAGUUCGACGAGGAACAGUUCAAUCAAGAGGUUGGGCGAUGUGUCCUGCGGGUAAUGGUAGUCAAGAAGAGCGAACCAAUCGGGGAUCGAAUAGUCAGGUUUUUGACAUUGUUCCUGAAAUAUGCGUCUGAUAAAGACAACGCAAUCGCACGGGGAGAAGAUGGGGACGAAACCGUCUUCAUGGAAACCCCAACGAGCCGCCUCGUAUCACACAUCAUCUCACUCAUCCUCCCAUUACUCCUGACUAAGGACAAGGUGGUCCGCUUCCGCGCAACACAGAUCAUUGCACAGAUCGUGAAUACUCUCGAUUCAAUCGACGACGAAUUGUUCCAGCUUCUGCGAAUGGGCCUAUUGAAGCGACUACGAGAUAAGGAAAGCACAGUUCGAGUCCAGGCCGUACUUGGCCUCGGGCGACUUGCAGAUGAGUCCGAAAAUGGGCAAGACGAUGAAGACAGUGACGACGACUCUGCAGGGGGCGUGCUUGAGAAACUUUUGGAUGUACUUCAACACGACCCCAGCGCAGACGUUCGACGUGCCUUGCUGCUCAACCUUCCAUUUACCCCUGGGACACUUCCAUAUUUGCUAGAACGAGCGAGAGAUUGCGAUACUGGCACCAGGCGAGCCCUCUACUCUAGACUCCUCCCGGCACUGGGUGACUUCCGCCAUCUCUCACUCACGCAUCGCGAAAAGCUGCUUCGAUGGGGCCUGCGUGACCGAGACGAGAACGUCCGGAAGGCCACGGCGAGACUCUUCCGCGAGCGCUGGAUCGAAGACUGUGCAGGCCUGCAAGACGCGGCCGAAGCUGGGAAUGGAGAUCAAAACAAAGCAGCCGAACCAAGUUAUGACGCGUUGCUAGAACUGUUGGAACGAAUUGAUAUCAUCAAUUCCGGCGUUGAGGGUGGCAUCGCCUUCGAGGCGAUGAAGGAGUUCUGGGACGGGCGCCCUGACUAUCGAGAACACAUACGAUUCGAGGACAAUUUUUGGGACGAGCUGACCCCCGAAAGCAUGUUUGUUGCGCGAACAUACAACCAUUACUGUCGUCUAAACGAUGACCGAAAGCUUAUAAGUAUGGUUGAAGACCGGAUGCCCGAGGUGACCAAGUUCGCCUUCAUCUUACAGAAGCAUCUAAACCUGCUCUUAGAGAAUGUCCAGCAGGUCGCGCUUGCUGCUGAAGAAGACGCCGACGUUGAAGAUGAUACAGUGCAGCAAGAGUUCUGCGUUGAGCAACUCCUACACAUCGCCCUCACUCUCGACUACACCGACGAAAUUGGACGGCGAAAGAUGUUUGCGGUUAUGAGAGAGGCGUUGGCGCUGGCAGAACUUCCGGAGGAAUGUACCCGACUGGUGGUCGAGGUCCUUCGAGCCAUCUGUGGCAGCAGGCCGGAAGGGGAACGCGAAUUCUGCGGUAUCGUCCUCGAAGGUGUAGCCGAAGUCCAUGACACGAUCAUGGGGGAUGACGAUGCGGAUGCAUCUUUCCACUCUGCGCGAUCUGCGCUCAGCGGUGACUCGACGCCAAAGGGGAAGAAAUCGAGCGAUGCUGGUUCAGACGUGGUUGAUGAAGAUAAGGCUAUUCGGGAGAUCAUGGUGAACAUGAAAUGUCUCCACAUUGCACAAUGCAUGCUUCAAAACGUGCAGUGCGAUUUGGAGCAAAAUGCCCAUCUUGUCACCAUGUUGAACAACCUUGUGGUGCCCGCUGUCAGAAGCCAAGAGGCUCCAAUCCGUGAGAGAGGCUUGGUCUGCCUUGGGUUGUGCUGCUUGCUUAGCAAGGACUUGUCGGCCGAAAAUUUGACAUUAUUCCUUCACUGCUUUACGAAGGGCCAUGAAGCGCUUCAGACAAUAGCGAUCCAGAUCAUCUCAGAUAUACUGAUGGCACAUCCGUCACUACUAGGUCCCAUGGCAUUGACGGUCUCCCCAUCAAAGAAUGGGGACCCAUCAGAGGACGCAAGCCAGCCCGUAAACCCCUUGUUGAAGCCCAUCUACAAGAUGUAUUCACGGUCGCUAAAAUUGGUGGACGCCGAGGUGCAGACCACCGGCGCUAUCUCCCUUUCAAAGCUGAUGCUUGCCUCAAGCAUCACCGAUAUCGAUCUGCUAAAGCAAAUUGUUUUGGCGUACUUUGAUCCGGACACCCAGGCCAACCCUUCACUUCGUCAAGCUUUAACAUACUUCAUUCCGGUCUACUGCCACAGCCGACGGGUCAAUUCGGAACGCAUGGCGAAGAUUGCCGUAUCUGUAGUCCAUUCAAUGGCUGAGCGCGCCGACGAUCUGGAUGAAGAAGAGGAGAUGGUUGGCUUGAGCGUGGUGAUCGCGCAGUUGGUGGACUGGACCGAUCCACGGAAGCUUGUCGAUCUCAGUGGUCGCACUGAUGACAAGGAUAGCCAGAGUGGCAGUGCUCAUGCGAUCCUAGCAGAGGAGAUCCUCGAGAAGGUCCUUACGCCAGGAUGUAGUAGGGAAGAGAAGAAAUCCUUGUUUUCCAUGCUUGGGAAGUUAUAUAUCAACCCGGGCACGCCAGCAACGACGGCACAAGAACUGUCUGACCUCGUGAACGAGGCGUUGGAGAUGCGCUCACUGGAGACAACGGCGAAGAACGCACUGAACAAGCUCCAAACUACCCUUGGCAAGAUCCUGGCACGCGCCGAAUCCUCGUCUGAGGAGCGAGCCGAUGGAGGGAUCGAUUUCGUCGAGGCAUCCACAAUCACCCCUCAGCAAGGGACCUCCCCUCAGCAAGGGACCCCCCCCCAGCAAGGGACUCCCCCUCAUGAAGGGACUUCGAUUGUAAUGGAGAUGGAUGAACCGGAAGAUGCAACACGGCAGCUUGAAGAGGACUCGGUUUUGGACAGUCUUCUUGAAGAUGAGGGGACCGUUCACUUUGAUUGAUGGGCUAAUGGCUGACUGGCAACAAACCACAACUGGAAUAUGGCGUUGGAAUGGGCUGAUGACGACAUGUAUUUCUUGGUCACAUAUAUUGUUCGGCAUAAACCUAGCUGGCAAUGGUAUGACUUGUUCGUAACGGAGUGCAUUGCCCCAGUCUUCUUGUAUCUUAAUACUUCAUCUUUGCCGGAUUGACCGACGGGUUCAGAUCCCGGUUUUUACUUCUAUCCGGACGAAUUCCCCGAC